Messenger RNA from Dromaius novaehollandiae (emu), 2201 nucleotides. Its product is annotated as mitochondrial ubiquitin ligase activator of nfkb 1-A-like. The record is from RefSeq and is a predicted model, not a curated record. The coding region runs from base 1 to 1284 and encodes 427 amino acids. Gene Ontology annotation, biological process: protein ubiquitination; organelle organization. Lineage: Eukaryota; Metazoa; Chordata; Aves; Casuariiformes; Dromaiidae. The transcript has 6 exons. Gene Ontology annotation, molecular function: ubiquitin-protein transferase activity.
AUGCGAGUGGCAGGGCGGGGCGGUGCAAAGGCCGCCGAGAGUUGCCGUCCUGGCGGCGACAGGACGAGGCGGCACGCAGGCGGCUUGGCGCAAGGCCCGACGGGAGUUGUAGUUCGGCACAGGGAGGCUGGCGCCGCCGCUGCGCGGGGACCGCACUCCAUUUCCCAGGAGGCAGCGCGGCGGGGCCGGGGCCCGGGCCUGGGCGCCUCUGGCUUUGGAGGGCGCCGCGGCAGCCGGGACGUGCUGCCCACGCCUGGCACCAUGGACACGCUGCCCAUCACGCCUGGGGAGCUGCUGUGCCUCGGCUCCAGCAUUGCCUUCUCCGGCCUCUUUUACUACCUGUACAGGAAGAAAGCCAGAGUCGCAGCACGCAUCCAGGAGGCCCCAAAGCUCCAGGUUGAUGAUGAUUUGCCAGCACUGGUGUCUGCAGCUGAUGGGAGGUGCCUGUCUUACGUCGCCCUGGAAGGCAUAGUGCUGCCAGCCAAGGCCGCGCUGUCCAGCCAUUAUCAGGAGGACAUGCAGGGUGUGAUCCAGAAACUGCUUCUAAAAGAGCAUCGGCUGAUCUGGAACAGCUUGGCCCGGAACUGGAGCGAGAGCGAGCGGGUGCUCUCAGAGCAGGUCUACACCGUCCCCUUCUUGCUGGCCUCACCAGAUGCCGAGGCGGUGACGCAGGUGAGCGUGGAGAGCCCACUCCGAGCCGUCCACCUGCCCCUGGAGAUGGUGUACGAGCGGUUCCAGCAGCCGGCCCAUGGUUUCCGCGACCUGCUGGGCCACUACCUGAGCGGGGAGAAACCCAAGGGCAUCCUAGAGACGGAGGAGAUGCUGCGAGUGGGGGCCGGGCUGACAGGCAUCGGGGAGCUGGCCCUGCACCCCGACGGUUCCCUGCACCUCCAGCCGCCCGACCGGGGGGGCGAGUAUUUCCUGUGCCUGGGGGACUGGCAGACGGUGCUGGCAGAGCUGGAGUCGGCCAGCAGGCUCUGGAAGGGGGCCGCCGUGCUGUGCACCGUGGCAGGCGUGGCGGUCCUCCUGCACGCCCUGUGCCGUGCCUACCGCCACAUCCGCCUCAAGCAGAAGCCCGAGGACAAGGAGCCGGACAGCGAGGAGGCCGGGGAUGUGGGGCUGGAGGACUCCUGCGUGGUCUGCCUGACGCGGCCCCGCGAGUGCGUCCUUCUGGGCUGCGGCCACAUCUGCUGCUGCUUCCGCUGCUUCCAGGCCUUGCCCACCCGCCUCUGCCCCAUCUGCCGGGGGCCCAUUGACCGUGUGGUGCCCCUGUACCAAGCCUGAGAGCGCCCGAGGGGGCACGGGCAGGGGCAGCAUGAACCGAGCCAAGCCUUAAGCCUGUAGAAAUGUCCGCUGUCCACUUGCAUGCAGGUGUGCAAUUCCUGUGGAGGAGGGAGGGGUCCUGAUUUGCCUCCCAUCCGUAUUUGGGUGGUCAAGGGCAUUCUCUAUAAAGCCAGAGUAGACUUAUAGGCCCCCCACGCUUCUGUUUGCAUUCUGUCUGCCAGAGGGAGCCCCCUUAAUGUUGCUGCCUGAGAGGAAACGUGCUCUCUGGUGCCUGACGUAAGGAGAAAGCUCCCUUGCACCACCCAGGGCAUUUACUUUGGCGGGUAGCUGUUUGAGCCUUGUUUUUGCAGCAUUGACCUAAGGCAGGGACCCCUCCUCCCAGGAGGCAUGUGGGUUUUUUUCCUUGUUUUGCUUUUCCAGCGUGUGGCUUUGUCCCCAGAAAGAGUGACUGGGGUGGAGGGGGUGAUACCAGGGCUGGAUGGACACAUCUGGGGAAGGUGGGAGGACACAGACCUGGCCAUGGUUCCAGUGCUUUUUCUACCUUUAAUUGGUGUGGCUAUAGGCACUAUACAGACUGUGCGGGGGCGUUCGGGGGACGAAGGUCCCAGUUUCGGGGAAGAGCUGAAUUUUGCCUUUGCCAGCUGCUGCUCUGUCCCCUGGUACCCUGGUAAGGCGGGGGGGAUGUGAGGCUGCUGUGGGGCUGCAGUGUCUCUCCAUCCCUCACUGCAGAGUCCGCGAUCUCUUCCUGGACCUAGAGGACAUAUAGGGCAGCACCAGAGCCUGCCCAGGCCUCCAGCCCUCGCUGAGCCCCUGCGUGUGCCAGCCUCUGAGCUCAGCUUUCCUGCCCCCGUGCUGGGCAGGAGUGCGUGUGAGAGUGACUUGCUGUUGUUCGUUGGUUGAUAAAGCCAAGGAGUGGA